AUGGACGUUGACAGCACGACAGCGGAUGUUUCGAUGGAGGCUCCUCGUGAAGGGGAACUGUUGCUUCCUUGGGUGGAAAAGUACCGACCGUCAUCGCUGGAUCAGCUUGUGGCGCACGAGGACAUCAUCCGGAUGAUCGAGAGGAUGAUGGCGAAAAAGACAUUGCCGCACAUGUUGCUGCACGGCCCUCCGGGUACAGGCAAAACAUCGACGAUCAUGGCCCUGGCCAAGACAAUGUACAAACAGCGAUACAAGUCCAUGACCCUGGAGAUGAAUGCCUCCGAUGCGCGUGGCAUCGACGUGGUCCGCGAGCAGAUCAAGACCUUUGUGAGUGUCAAGCAGUUGUUUGGCUCCGUGGACGGGCAGCCGAAGCUGGUAAUCCUGGACGAGGCUGACAACAUGACGAGUACAGCGCAGUUUGCCCUACGGCGGAUGAUCGAGCAGUAUGCCUCCAACUGCCGCUUUAUCCUGAUCUGCAACUACAGCAGCAAAAUCAUUCCAGCAUUGCAGUCGCGGUGCACAAAGCUUCGCUUCGCGCCACUCUCAGAGGAACAAAUCCUGGGCAGGCUCGAGUAUGUUGCAAAGUGCGAAAAGAUCCAGCUGACGAAAGAUGGCGCACAGGCCAUUGUGCAGGUUGCGGGUGGCGACAUGCGAAAGGUUCUGAACGUCUUCCAGACCACCUCCAUGGGACAUGGCGGACGCGUGGAUGCCGGCGCUGUGUACGCUUCGACAGGGGUUCCAGCUCCGGAGGAGAUCUCUCACUUUCUGCGAACGCUUCUGAACGGCACGGUGUCGUAUGCUGCUUCUCUCAAGUCACUGAAGGGCCUGCUGCAUGACAAAGGCUACGCUUUGGAUGACUUUUUGCAGCUGAUGCACAAGCAGAUCGUGGCCUUGGACUUGCCG
Symbiodinium necroappetens is the source of this 903-nucleotide messenger RNA. NCBI's taxonomy places the organism in Eukaryota, Dinophyceae, Suessiales, Symbiodiniaceae. The record is from the annotation of a GenBank genome assembly.